ACGAUCGAUCAAAUUUAGAGAGAAAAUAAGAAAAGUAUCAGGGUAAAGUGUAAUAGCAAAGAAACAUGUACGAUCGUGAUUAAAUGUCUUUAUUUAGAAGACUCUUGCGGGGGGUAUGCAAAAUAAGUUCAGGCAUACAUAGCAGGUACAUAAAGAGAAUGUUUUGUGUAAUAUGAAUAAUGACCGACAAUUGCCAUGUGUCUCAUUUAUCUCGCACUUAUACUAAUGACGACUACAUUCGCGCUUGCUUACGUCUAUUUCCGCGUACACAAGACGAAUUGGUCGAGUCAGCCGGCGAAAGGUCGACCAGACUUUUCCUUUUUGCGUGCAACCAGCGAGAUACAUCAAAAAGUAAAAAUAAUUUUUCUCGGGAAAAACGAUCGCUGAUAGACCGAAUUAGUCCUUUUCCUUUUUUAAAAUAACACGAAGAAUUUUCUUUCUAUCGCAUUAUAAAUUAUUCAUUAGAUAUAGAUUUGCAAUAAAAGGUGUCAUUAAUGUUCGUCGAAGAAUUUGAGAUCCUGUUCGAUCUUACAUAUCUCUAAUUCCUCCUACGCUCGAUCUUAGUAAACAGGAAAAUAGGUGAUUAAAAAUAGAGGUGCCUCCUUGCCUUCCUUCGCAUGAAUUAUUUGUUGUUGAUUUCGUUUUAACGAGUCGUAUAAUUUGCGUCGACGAGUUUUACGGGACGUGGGCAAUGCUUUCGUAGAUUGAUUAACUAACAGAUACUAAUCUCACAUAUUAAACGUAAUUUCAGAUGUAGAUCAGCAUGGCGAUUAACAUAAAAUUUACAAAAUUCGAUAACACACCAUGGGGCUUUCGACUAGCGGGUGGCAGCGAUUUUCCACAGCCAUUGACGGUCAUCAAAGUUAACGAAGGGAGUCUUGCAGAAUGUAUGGGUAUAAAAGUGGGAGAUGUCGUGGUAAGAUUAAACGAUCAACCGAUCAGCGGUUUGACGCAUGGACAAGCACACGAGGCUCUCAAACUGGCAGGCAACAAUUUCGUUCUUGGUGUACAAAGGGAGGAAGAAGCUCGUAAGGCUCUCGAGGCUAUACCCGACGAGAACAUUGUCCCGUAUAAUAUUUCGCUCGCAGAUUUGCCGCCGGUUUUCCCGGAGAAAAUUCUGUCGGAAGAGACGGUUUUGGAGAAGCACGAGAUAGCGAUAGAACGUUUACCGACCCCGGACAAGGUUGAGGAAUUGCCGGACAAGCCGAAGGACGCCAACAGCGAGAUUAUACCGAAUCAGAAUCUCACCGACGAGGAGAUCGCUCAAUUGAUUCUUGAGGAGGAAGAGUUGCUUCCCGAUAAGGGAGUAUUAGGGGUGAACUUCAAGAAGCUCAAGCCUCGCGCGACAGUGUUGAAAGGUUCGAAGGUUUUGGAGGAGCUUCAACACAUCGCCACAGCUCCACCACCGGACGUAGAGGAACGUCAUCACAUUUCGACCUUCCUGAAGAAGCCGGAUCGACCGGUACCAAAGGCUAAACCUCGCGAACCAUCGGAAGGAGAGCCGUACAAAGUAGUGAUAAAGAAGCAGUCGAAGAAGAGCGUGAUAGCACGCUUGGUGGAGAAGGGUCUGAUACCACCUGGAAGCCUCGACACACCUGAACCAACGUCCGAGGUAAAGAUGUACGCCCCUGAGGAGUCUAACGAAGAGUCUAACGAAAUUGGGACGGCCGUCCACGAGGACGAGAUCGAUCUCCCUAAACUUCUACCACGUUCGAUCCGAUCUAACGACUUCCCAGACCGUACUCUCGAUCUCGUUUCCAUUAAAACCUCGACUACUAAUCCGAAUCCUCCUACGUGUCUUCCUUCCUUAACCCGACGAUCGACGAUCAAGCCGAAGCGUCUCUACACGAGAGCUCGUUACUUCGAGAGAUCUCUCCUCGGAUAUCGUAAGGAUUCCGACAGAAUCACCCUCGCCUAUCUUCUCGAACUUAUUCUGGGAAAAUCUUCUCCCAAUGGGACGUUCGGACGGAUAAGAAGGAGGGGCCGUUACGUCGAGACCUAUCUCGAACGAGAGGACACCUGGUUGAAAUCGAUGUUCAAGGUUUUCUUUGCUAAGAAAAACGAUCUUACGAAGGGAAGAAGGUUCAGCAAGCCUCGAUACGCCGAGCGACUCCUGACGAAUUCUCUUCGAGGAGAAUUCGUCGAGAGAAGGAAGACCGCGAGAACGCAGAAACGACGUCUCUGUCCUAGAGCUCGAUAUUUCGAGCGCGUCCUUGCGAAAGACGUUCGACGAUUUAUCGAACUCAUCAAGGAAAUUUCCGUUCGCGUAGAUUUAGGAAAAUUCUGUAUUGGCGGUACCGGGAAAGAGAUUAGACAGGGUGCUAGACGACGCUCGAGUUUUAUGAGGGUCAAGGGUCGUUACUUGGAGCGUUGUUUAGCUCGGCAAGACUCCUGCGCGAUAGUUUCGACGCUUUCUUCGACGCUGACGGGUCUUAUCGAAUCAACGAAACGUCGAUCGUCGGAAGUUGGCGACGAUGUCCCGGUUAAAGCUCGUUCGAGAAGAUGCUCGUACGAUCGCGCCCACUACGGUGAACGUGCGAUCGUACGUAAUCUCGAGAUUCUCGGCAACCUGGCCGAGAAGAUGACCUCGAAGAUACUCGGUUGGCGCGAAGGUCGGCCAACGAACGACGACCUUGAAACAUCUCUCUCGAAUUCGAUCUCCUACGAGGAGGAAGGAGGAGGAUUUUCCAAGUUCUUACGGUCCACCGGCGAGUUCGUCUCGGCCGAGGUGUUUCAUCGUGGUGGCAGGAGACUCUCGAGAUCGUCCAAGGUCGUCAAGGUCGACUCCCCCAUGGAAUCCAACGGCUGGCUCGGUUCGCUCGGUCGACUCUGUGGCCUUGACAAUGGCGCUCGUUUCUCCGAUGACAGCUUGAAGACGUGCGACGAAAAGAUCGCUCGUGAAGCCGAUUACGAAGCCCGAAGGUUGUCCUUCGUGCCUACCGUCCUUUACAAGGGUCUAACCAAUCAUAUAGACGUCGAUUUCACCAGACUCGUAGCUUACACUUUCGUUCCCUGUGCGUCCGUCGUUUUGUUGUACAUGUACAAGUAAAUCCUUUCGAACAAUCAAUUAGAUCUCGUCCCGUACGCUUUCUAUUUUCGUUUUCAAUGCAAUCGAAUUUCUUUGAUCUUGCUCUAGGUAGUAUCGUUUUCGUUUCGGCCGUAACAAGAGUUCGGUUCUAACUAAGAGAUAUUAAUAAGUUUUUAAUUGGGAAUCGUUUUUUAGAGCGAAGCGUAAAAUCGGAAUGUUGUAUGUUUUAAAUCGAAAAUAAAUUUUCGAUAUUCGCGUUUCGUAGAUCAUAUUUCGAGUCGAACAGGCUCGUUUUAGAAUUCCCGUAAAUGCAUUUUAAUUGACACGUUUGCAUUUCACUUUUCGAGGAUCGAUUUAAAUUAGGAUUUAAGAGUAUAUUCGUUCUCUCGGGAUAAAUGAAACGAAACAAAAAGUGAUCGUAAAAGUAAAGGUACGAGUGUAAAACAGUAGUACGUAUCGAUGUAUCUUGAAACGUGCGUUUCUGUUUCCCUUAACCCAAUAAUGAAAUAUAUCAAUUUCAAAUAAAUCGUCAACCCAGUUUAAUAAUCGUCACGUUUGCAUGUCUAUGCGUUCCCCUCGUCGAUGUUACUAAAAAUACAUACACACGUAUACAACGACACAAAUAGAUCGAACAUUGCACAGACCUCACACAAAAACGCACAUUUCCAGAUGUAAUCCGAUUAGUAUUCGAUCGUUCGAAUUAGAUCGAAUGCUAAUUGCCAACUGGGUCAAUUAAUAAAUGAGAUUGUGAGUCGUGUCGUAA
Molecule: messenger RNA, 3791 nt
Organism: Vespula vulgaris
Lineage: Eukaryota; Metazoa; Arthropoda; Insecta; Hymenoptera; Vespidae
Product: apoptotic chromatin condensation inducer in the nucleus-like
Exons: 5
Coding region: 764-3049 (761 amino acids)
Biological process (GO): muscle structure development; actin cytoskeleton organization
Cellular component (GO): stress fiber; Z disc; adherens junction
Molecular function (GO): muscle alpha-actinin binding; actin binding
Source: RefSeq, a predicted model, not a curated record